AUGGCCUCUACAACUUUCUUGAUUGCACUAGUUGUUGUUGUUGCAAUGGUUGCUGUUCCAGCAAUGGCAACUGACCAUUGGGUUGGUGAUGAUCAAGGUUGGAAACUCGACUUUAACUACACGGCUUGGGCUGCCACCAAAGAAUUCCAUGUUGGAGAUAAGCUCAUCUUCAAAUACAAGAAAGAUGCUCACAAUGUGUAUAAAGCAGAUCAAGCUUCUUUCCAAAGCUGCACACCAAGUAAUGAUAUUACACCCUUAACUUCUGGAAAUGAUAUAAUUCCUCUCAAAACAACAGGCAAAAAAUGGUACAUUUGUGGAGUUGGCAAACAUUGUGAAAAGGGAAUGAAAGUUGCUAUCAAUGUUUUGCCUGAAUUGGGAUCUCCUUCUCCUUCACCUUCUUCUCCAAAUGGCUCUGCUCCUUCUGCUGCUUCUUGGAUUGCUCCUAAUUCCAAAUUUGUCGCUUUGAUUGUUGCUGUAUUUGCUAUAUUCGUCGCGAUCAUGAAUUAA
This is a messenger RNA of Nicotiana tabacum (common tobacco), 507 nucleotides long. Its product is annotated as stellacyanin. Gene Ontology annotation, cellular component: plasma membrane. Gene Ontology annotation, molecular function: electron transfer activity. The record is from RefSeq and is a predicted model, not a curated record. Lineage: Eukaryota; Viridiplantae; Streptophyta; Magnoliopsida; Solanales; Solanaceae.